Molecule: messenger RNA, 2418 nt
Organism: Sesamum indicum (sesame)
Lineage: Eukaryota; Viridiplantae; Streptophyta; Magnoliopsida; Lamiales; Pedaliaceae
Product: cation/H(+) antiporter 15
Biological process (GO): regulation of pH; proton transmembrane transport
Cellular component (GO): endomembrane system; membrane
Molecular function (GO): antiporter activity
Source: RefSeq, a predicted model, not a curated record
UUAAGAUUUGUUGGGGCCAUGGACGAGAGAGAUCAUGAGGGCUCCGGUCGCUCUUAUGUCUGCUAUUACCUUAACCAGAUCAGCUCCAGAGGUUUACCGUUUGGAGACAAUCCUUUGGGUUAUUCGCUUCCUUCUUUUUUGUUACAAUUUUCCCUUGUUUCUAUGGUAACUCGCUUAGUUCAGUUGAUUCUAAGGCCCAUUGGACAGCCCUCGACUGUGGCUCAGAUUCUUGGUGGUGUAUUGUUAGGGCCAUCAGUCUUGGGGCGGAUGAUGCCAUUCUUUGCCAAAGCAUUUCCAAGAAAGUCUAGACUAGUGCUAGAUACAGUAUCGGUUUUUGGUUUCAUGCUCCUUGUUUUCCUAAUUGGUGUGAAAACGGACCUAUCCACGGUUGUGAAAUCUGGUAGAAAGGCUUUGGUUGUGGGCAUCUUAGGUUUUUUUGUACCGCUUGGACUUACCGGAUUAGUUGCCUUUCUCCUAAAUGAAUUCUUGUCUUUGGAUCAUGAUGUUGCAAGAGCACUUCCACAUGUAGUAUUUAUUCUCUCAAUGACAGCUUUUCCUGUUGUAACUUGCUUUCUUGAUGAGCUCAAGAUUCUCAAUUCGGAGAUUGGACGGUUAGCCUCUUCAUCUUCAAUUGUAUGUGAUGUCUGCCUCUGGUUUGUGACAUGUAUAGACUUUAUGGCUGAACUAGCCAAGACAAAUUCACUGAAAGUAAUCAUAGGGUCCUGUGUAUCAGCUGGUUUAUUUAUCAUCAUUGUUGUAUUGGUGAUCCGUCCAGCAGCUCUAUGGGUAAGUCAUCAUACACCAGAAACUAGACCUGUUAAGGAGACAUAUAUCUUUCUAGCCCUUGUCACUGUGAUGGCCUGUGGACUUGCUGGUGAAGUCAUAGGCAUUCAUGCAACUACAGCAUCCUUUGUUCUGGGAUUGAUUGUACCAGAUGGCCCACCAUUAGGUGCAGCAUUAGUCGAGACACUUGAUUGCUUCGUCUCCCUGAUGCUUCUACCACUCUUUUUGGCUGUCUCUGGACUGAAUGUCGACAUUUUUCACAUACAGAACUUAAAAAAUGUCGGAGUUCUGCAAUUGGUUGUUUUGGUAGCAUUCAUCGGGAAACUUAUGGGGUCAAUGUUACCUCUUAUCGUCUGUAGGAUGCCAUUUCGAGAUGCUCUUUCUCUAGGCCUGAUCAUGAAUUCUAAAGGAAUUGUCGAACUUGCCUUCUUGAACGAAAUCAAGAACCACAAUAUUGUGACUGAGGAAAUCUAUGCCAUUAUGAUAGUUUCAGUGGUUGCUACAACAGGAUUGAUCUCACCAAUAGUAAAGUUCCUUUAUGAUCCUUCGAAGAGGUUUGUUGCUUACAAGAGGAGGACACUUCUGCAUAGCAGAAGCAACGAUGAACUUCGCAUACUUGCAUGCAUACAUCAACAAGAAGAUGUUCACUCUAUUAUCAGCCUCCUUCAAGUAUCUAAUACCACAAGAGAUUCGCCUAUAAAUUUGGUAGUUCUCCAUCUUGUCAAGCUGACAGCCCGUGCCUCUUCUCUACUUAUUGCCCACAGACAACGGGACAAGCCUCCUCGUAAUCCUACUGAAUCCGAACGGAUUUUUAAUGCUUUCAAAACAUUUGAACAGCAUUAUCCUGGAUUUUUUCGGGUACACUGCUACAAGGGUAUCUCCCCUUUCAUGACAAUGCAUAACGAUGUAUGCACUCUAGCUCAAGAAAAGAGAACGACUCUCAUUAUUCUUCCAUUUCGCAAGCAAUGGACCAGUGGGGACACGAUGCAAUCAUCGCGUGCAUACAGGCAUCUCAACAAAUGCGUAUUCGACCAGGCUCCUUGUUCUGUUGGGAUUCUGAUUGAUCAUCGAAUCGUGAAAUCCCCAUAUGUGAUAACCGAACAUUCAGCAUUUCGUGUUGUAUUGCUCUUCUUUGGAGGGGUAGAUGAUCGAGAAGCAUUAGCAUAUGCGCAACGGAUGUCAGAUCAUACUUGUGUUAGGCUAACUGUCCUACGGUUUACAACUCCAAGCCCGAUUGAAAUUGUUGGAGGUACAGAACGGAGCAAAAUCCUUGACGCUGAUAUUUUGACUGACUUCAAGCUCAGAACGCAACACACUGAGGACAUAACAUACAGAGAAAAGACGGUGACCAGUGGAAUGGAUGUAAUUAUGGUGGCCAGAUCAGUAGUAAAUGCGUAUAAUCUUGUUAUGGUUGGCAGACGACACGGGGACUCACCAAUUAUGCUUCAGCUUGCAAAGUGGAACGAGCGUGGGGAGUUGGGAGCAAUCGGUGAAUUACUAGCUGCCUCAGAAUUGAAAGGCGAGGCUUCAAUUUUAGUGGUACAACAGCAGACUAGAGUAUGGGGACUCAGAGACCCCGAGGAAUCUACACAUUUAGAAGAAUUAAGUUAUAGGUUGUAUUGCUACUUGUAUUAG